GGAGCCUAGUAGAAGCCUCAAGCUCUAACCGGCCAGGGUCUCUACUGCCUGGCCUUCGGUGCGUGCUCCCUCUGCUGACCGCGGUGCCCAGCGGCCGGCAAAGGGACGCGGCUCGGAAGCGAGAGGAGGAGCCUGAGGGCGGACGGGGGCGGAGCCCUGCUUGAGGGCGUGGCUUGUGAGGCCUCUGGGCGGGGCUCUGGGCGGGCCCCGGUGCGCCGCUGCGUUCCACCCUUCCGGCCCCGCGUUCCAUCAGCUGCUGGCACCUUCCGCCCAGCGCCGGCUUUCCGCGCGACGGUCGCCAAGUUCUAUUUUCGCGUGGCCUCUGCGGCGCCCGAGCCCGCAAUGUCGGGCCCCAACGGGGAUCUAGGCAUGCCGAUGGAUGUGGAAAUGGAAGACGAGAGUGACAGCUUCGGGGAAGCAGAGUAUGCUGCCAUCAACUCCAUGUUGGAUCAGAUCAACUCUUGUCUGGACCACCUGGAGGAGAAGAAUGACCACCUCCAUGCCCGCCUCCAGGAGCUGCUGGAGUCCAACCGGCAGACACGCCUGGAAUUCCAGCAACAGUUUGGGGAGGACCCCAGUGAUGCCAGCCCCUAGCUGCCAGGAGCCCCCAAGCAGGCCCCACCCUCACCUCUCUAGGCCAUGUUCUGGCCUGGGUAGAUACUACCUGGCUUAGACACCAUCUCAGGUACUGGCCUUCAGAUCCCCAGUGGGUCUUCCAGCCUGGACCAGGCCCCAAUGCCCAUCAUCCCUUCUGGAGCCAGGUGUGGUCCUACAACUUACUUGUCUGCCUGCCCAGCUCUCGUCUUUCCCCUCCCCCCUGCCCCAGGACUGAGUGUCCAUAUUAAAGCGAUCUCCCACACCACCGUC
Molecule: messenger RNA, 867 nt
Organism: Peromyscus californicus insignis
Lineage: Eukaryota; Metazoa; Chordata; Mammalia; Rodentia; Cricetidae
Gene: Bbln
Product: bublin coiled coil protein
Exons: 2
Coding region: 343-594 (83 amino acids)
Source: RefSeq, a predicted model, not a curated record